CCGUAUAGAUAUAGUGGCGUGGAGCCCAGACCUGGACCUUUGCUUUGCUGGCUUCAAGCUCUCCAUUGUUGGUAUUUUAUGGGGCUUGUCUGCUAAUACAAGAGAGAGAAACAUACAGAAGAAGAGUCAUAGCUCAUAGAGCGAACGAGAGAUUUGAGAGUUAUAAGUUGGAUUGGGCCGUUCUUUUAACAAAGACUUUCUCUUUUUCUGAAAGCAGACCUUUUUUCACUUCCCUUUUGUUUCUGCAACAAGUUCAUCAUCUACAAGAGCACUAGCGAAAAUCAGCCAAAACCCAUUUGCAAUUUUUCUUCUUCUUUUGUUUUGAUGGAUCCACAGAUCUAAUGCUUUUAUACCCACAUGAAGUUCUCCUUCCACUUUAAGAGUUAUUGUCUUUUGUGAACCGGUCAAAUUUCAAGAGAAAGAUUCAAUUUACUGCUGGUGUUUGUGGAUAAGAGGUUUGUUUGGGUGCUUGUCAAAUGUGGAUAAUUUGGAGGUUUCUUUGGAUGAGAUGAGGGAUGUUAUCUGGAUUGAUGAACUUUUUGAGGGCCUGUUUUCGGCCAAGAUCUGAUCCAUAUGUGCACACCAGUUCGGAUAGCAAUGGUCGCCAAGACGGGCUAUUAUGGUACAAGGACCAUGGGCAUCAUGUUAAUGGUGAAUUUUCAAUGGCAGUAGUGCAGGCCAACAAUUUACUUGAAGAUCAGAGCCAGAUUGAGUCAGGCAAUUUGAGCUUACAUGAGUCUGGCCCAUAUGGUACCUUUGUUGGAGUUUACGAUGGACACGGGGGACCUGAGACUUCGCGUUAUAUCAAUGAUCAUCUCUUUCAGCAUCUCAAGAGAUUUAGUACAGAGCAACAGUCAAUGUCAGUGGAUGUGAUUAAGAAGGCAUAUCAAGCAACAGAAGAGGGUUUUCUUUCUCUUGUCACUAAGCAAUGGCCUAUGAAACCACAAAUUGCAGCUGUUGGAUCAUGUUGUCUGGUUGGUGUUAUCACUGGUGGAAUCCUUUACAUUGCCAACCUUGGUGAUUCCCGUGCUGUAUUGGGUAGAGCUGUGAAGGCAACAGGGGACGUUUUGUCCAUUCAGCUCUCAUCUGAGCACAAUGCUUGUAUAGAGUCUGUGAGACAGGAGCUGCAAUCUCUGCAUCCGGAUGACUCGCAUAUUGUAGUUUUAAAACAUAAUGUAUGGCGUGUAAAAGGCCUCAUACAGGUCUCCAGAUCUAUUGGUGAUGUGUAUUUGAAAAAGGCUGAAUUCAACAGGGAGCCCUUAUAUGCCAAGUUCCGACUUCGUGAACCUUUCAAAAAGCCAAUUUUAAGUGCAGAACCAUCAAUCUCGGUGCACCAGCUGCAGCCACACGAUCAAUUUAUUAUAUUUGCAUCUGAUGGCCUUUGGGAGCAUCUUAGCAAUCAAGAAGCAGUUGAUAUAGUACAAAAUCAUCCACGCAGUGGAAGUGCGAGGAGACUGGUGAAAGCUGCUCUGCAAGAAGCAGCAAAGAAGAGAGAGAUGAGGUAUUCAGACUUGAAGAAGAUUGAUCGUGGUGUCAGACGACAUUUCCAUGACGAUAUUACUGUGAUUGUUGUGUUUCUUGACUCAGAUCUUGUAAGCAGAGCUAGUUCAGUCAAGGGCUCGAAUAUAUCCGUUAGAGGGGGUGGAAUCAGUCUGCCUCCUAAAACACUGGCUCCAUGUGCUACGCCAACAGAAGCUGGCGGUACCUGAUGAAGCUGUAUCUCCUACUUUUAUCUCUUGUAUUAUUCUCAUGUGAAUACCAGGUAGCUUCCAGAAGUGAGAGAGGAGCCACCCUUCAAUUCUUUAAUGUACACUGUAACUUUUAACUGAGAACUGAUACUUGCAUUUAGCUUCUGUGCAAACACUAGAACCGGAUAACUAUAAGGUGACAAUUAUUAUAGUUAUUUUUAGGAAUUUUUUUUUUCUUUUUUUGCCUUA
Molecule: messenger RNA, 1937 nt
Organism: Manihot esculenta (cassava)
Lineage: Eukaryota; Viridiplantae; Streptophyta; Magnoliopsida; Malpighiales; Euphorbiaceae
Product: probable protein phosphatase 2C 60
Exons: 5
Coding region: 516-1709 (397 amino acids)
Biological process (GO): protein dephosphorylation
Molecular function (GO): protein serine/threonine phosphatase activity; cation binding
Source: RefSeq, a predicted model, not a curated record